UCAAUACCUGCCAUUUGUAAAAUGUUUACAAAACAUUUUCGUCGAAAAUCUCCGAAUUGCUGUACACGGAUAAAUUCCCACAGAAACCGUUCCAGCUAUACACCAGCCUGCAGUUCGAAUUGUAGAAAAAUGAACGUCACCAGUUCAAUCCGAAUGUCAACAUUUAUUGUUUUCAUAAUUUUAAGUGUUUUAGUUAAUAAGAUAACAGCCAUUGGUAACUUUGAAUUAGAAAUAUUAGAAAUUUCAAAUACAAAUAACCAUUUAUUAUCGGGUUAUUGCUGUGGUGUUCCUUUAGAAAUAAGAAGUACAAAAACAACAGGUUGUCCGCCGUGUUCAACAGCAUUUCGUUUGUGCCUUAAGGAGUAUUCAGCAGCCGAACAAGGUACACCCAGUAUAUCAACGGGAUGUUCGUUUGGCAAUACAACGACGGGGAUAUUAGGUGGUUCCAGUUUUGUGCUCAGCGAUCCGGUUCGAGGUGCCAUGAUAUUGCCAUUUACAUUUCGAUGGACGAAAUCCUUUACAUUAAUUCUUCAAGCACUAGAUAUGUACAAUGUUUCAUAUCCGGAUUCCGAAAGGUUAAUUGAAGAAACAUCAUUCUCCAGCGUCAUCCUACCAUCGCCCGAAUGGAAAACAUUGGAUCAUAUCGGUCGAAAUGCCCGAAUUACCUAUCGUGUCAGAGUUCAGUGUGCAGCUACCUACUACAAUACGACGUGUACGACAUUUUGCCGAUCACGUAACGAUCGCUUUGGUCACUACGACUGUGGGCCGCAGGGCGAAAAGAUCUGUUUGAACGGUUGGACGGGUGACAAUUGUGAAAAGGCCAUAUGCAAACUGGGCUGUGACCCCGUCCAUGGGAAAUGUGAUAAGCCGGGUGAAUGCGAUUGUCGACCUGGCUGGCAGGGUCCGUUGUGCAAUGAAUGUGUCGUCUAUCCGGGCUGUAAGCAUGGCUCUUGUUACGGUGAGGCCUGGACAUGUAAAUGUGAUACAAAUUGGGGUGGCAUUUUGUGCGAUCAAGAUUUAAAUUACUGCGGCACACAUGAACCCUGCAAACAUGGCGGCACUUGUGAGAACACAGCACCUGAUCACUUUCGCUGCACAUGCGCCGAGGGCUUAGCUGGGGAACGUUGUGAAAUCAUAGAGCAUCCAUGUGCAACGCAGCCAUGCAAGAACGGUGGUACCUGUACGAUAAAGGAAUCAUCAGCCACAAUGCGAAAUGGCUCUGGAUUACCAUCAUCAUCUUCGUCAGCAUCCUCAUCUUCGUCGUCAUCAUAUCGAGUUAUGCGUGACUUAAGUUCGGCCAUGGGGAAACCAGUUAAUAGACGCAAUUUGCCGCAGCUAGGAUUAAAUUCAGGAUCACCGACAUCGUCAGCGGCAUUGUUGUCAGCGUUGUUGUAUGGCCAUAGCAAUGCAACGGCCGCCGCAACAACAAACGAAUCUAGCCAUCAUAAUGCAGCCACAACUACGUCGAAUAGCCACAGCCAUCAUCAAAUUCCACCAGUUUCGGAAUUCACUUGCGAUUGUGUACCCGGUUGGACUGGUCCAACAUGUGAAAUAAAUAUCGACGAAUGUGCCGGUGGACCUUGCGAGCAUGGUGGCACUUGUAUUGAUCUAAUCGGCGGUUUCCGUUGUGUUUGUCCCACCGAAUGGACAGGCGAUGUAUGUCAAAUGGAUGUAAACGAAUGCGAAAUGAGUUAUCCUCCACCAUCGCAGCAAAAAAAUGCCGGAGUGGCCUCCUCGUCCAGUUCAAGUACUUCAUCGUCCACUUCAUCCACCUCCUCGACCCUUGGCAAUUUUACAUUGGCCAACAUGAUGGGACCCUGUGUAAAUGCCCGCCAAUGCCUUAAUCUGCCCGGCUCGUUUUCAUGCGUUUGCCUUGAGGGUUGGGGUGGUCCAACGUGUGCCACCGAUUUCGAUGAUUGCGUGGGCCAAUGCAAAAACGGUGCCACUUGCCGAGAUUUGGUUAAUGAUUAUCGCUGUUUGUGUGCAACUGGAUUUACAGGUCGUGAUUGUGAAAUCGAUAUUGAUGAAUGCGCUAAUUCGCCGUGUCGUAAUGGUGGCGAAUGUGUGGACAUGAUUGGUAAAUUCAAUUGCAUUUGUCCGCUGGGAUAUUCCGGUACAUUAUGUGAGGAGGCCAAUGACCAUUGUACACCGUCACCCUGUUUGGAGGGCCGCUGCUUGAACACACCAGGUAGCUACUAUUGUCACUGCCCACCGGGAAGAGUGGGCAAGCACUGUGAACAGAUACGACCGCUCUGCAAUCAGCCACAUUGUAAUGAUGGAUGUUUCGCCAAUGCCACCAUCAUUGAUUCAUCAAAAAGUUUGCCCUGUUCGGGACAUGGCACAUGCGAAAUGGUUGAUGUGGGCACCUUUUGUAAAUGUCAUGCUGGCUAUACGGGAACGUUUUGUGAGCACAAUCUUAAUGAAUGUUCGCCAAAUCCCUGCCGCAAUGGUGGUAUAUGUCUAGAUGGUGAUGGUGAUUUUACAUGUGAAUGCCCUUCUGGCUGGACAGGCAAACGUUGUUCGGAACGAGCCACCGCCUGUUAUCCGGGUCAGUGCCAAAAUGGUGGUACCUGUGUUCCAGGCUCCCCUGAAAAGGGCUUACAUUCACAGUGUCGUUGUGCUCCCGGAUGGGAUGGAACAUAUUGUACAGAUCCAAUUGAUCAGUGUCGGGGACAGCCAUGUCAUAAUGGUGGCACUUGUGAGUCGGGAUCAGGUUGGUUCCGCUGCAUUUGUGCUCGUGGCUUUUCGGGACCAGAUUGUCGCAUUAAUGUCAAUGAAUGUUCCCCGCAGCCAUGUGAGGGUGGGGCCACCUGUAUCGAUGGUAUUGGGGGGUAUACUUGUAUUUGUCCACCCGGAAGGCAUGGUUUGAGGUGUGAGAUAUUAUUUUCCGAUUCCAAAUCGUCCUGCAUAAACAGCAGUUCGGCCUCUUUGUCACCCUAUCCCUCGUUGAACAAAUCCCAAGAUAUUUUGUCGCAACUUCUCACAGGCCAAACGAGCGAGUAUUGCAAUGCCUGCCUGUGUGAAAAUGGCACCUCGAGAUGUACGAAUUUGUGGUGUGGCCUGGCAAAUUGUUUCCGCGCCAAUACCAAUUCGAAGUCUUCCAAUUUCUCGGGUCUCUGUAAGCCUCACGAGGUUUGUGUACCCACUUUGGCGGAAAAUUGUCUCAAUGGGCCAUGUGCCCUGAGAGGAGACUGCAGGGCCUUGGAGCCCUCACAUCGUGUAGAGCCACCACGUUUGCCAGCCAAAUCGGAUUGCUGGCCAAAUCAGGCUGUACUGAAUGACAACUGUGCCCGCUUGACAAUACUCCUCGAUCGUCAACGGGUGGGUCCAGGCUCAUCUGUUGAGGGCCUAUGUUCGGUGCUGAGAUUUUUAUUGGCCUCACGCAUGGUUAAAUUGCCCAAGAGUGAAAAGCAGGAGGGUAUGUUGAUAAUUAUUUGUGACAUCAAAACGGGGACCAAUGAUACCAUAGAGGUUACAGUGUCCUCCACCUUGGCAAAUGACUCCCAGCUGCCCACUGCAAUUAGCCUGUUGGGUGAGUUAUUAUCCUCACGCCAGAGCAACGAUUUACCUCCCGCGAAACAUGAGUUACGUUCCAUAAAAUUGGCUGCCUUGGUUUCCAUAUUGGAGGUCAAGGUGGAAACGGCAUUGAUUGCUGAAGGCAACAGCAACAAUUUGUUAAUUGGAAUUCUGUGUGGCAUUUUCAUUGUCCUCGUCGGACUGGCCAUAUUCCUUAGCCUGUUUUGGCGUCAACGCAUGGUCAUGUCUUCAAACUCCGGCAUAAAUAUGGCCACAUCCCAGGAUCCUCUGCGCCACGAUGAGGAAAAAUCAAAUAAUCUACAAAAUGAGGAAAAUCUGCGACGCUAUACAAAUCCCCUUAAGGUGAGCACUUCAUCGUUGGGCCGUGUUAAUGGCAUGGAAUUGAGUUUAAAUCCCUCCCCGGAAAUUGCCAGUGUAAGCCCCGCCUCCACAUCUGCCACAUCGGGUGUCCACAGUCGUAGUGUUCCACCUCCCCUAUAUCCAGAAUCAAAUUUUGAUUGUGAUUUGGAAACGACACAAAAAUCCAAGGAGUUCCAAUCGAAACGUACAUCACAAAUCCUCUUGCAUAAAACUCAAAAUUCCGAUAUGAAAAAGAAUACGGUUGGUUCCAUCGACAGUCCGAGAAAAGAUUUUGGUAAACGUUCAAUAAAUUGUAGAGCAAUGCCGGUGCAGGCACCACCAGUGGCCACCGUGACACCGGUGCCGGUUGCCACGACAACGACAACCCAGGCAACAAUAACAACAGCUACGACGAACCCAGAUGAUUCGGAAAUUCUAACAGUUCUAGUGUAGUGUUGAGGUCAGCAUGGCGUCCCCACUCUUCUCCCUCAUUGAAAUUGAUUUUUUUUUCGGAAGGAAGAAGGGGGAUGCUGGUUUAUUUUACGCUCACUCAAAGUGUUUGUGCUUAAAAUAAGUGUAUACAAAAAUUGUUUAAGUAUUUGUAAUUUUUUUUUUUAGAUUGUGAUGCUAGAACUGUUAGGACCAAGUUGUAGAAUCUGAACUGCGAUGUUAGGGGCAUAAUAGAGUUGGGCGAUUAAUGUUAGUUUGAAUUAGACAAUAACGGAAUUACAGCAUUUGCGGCGACAGUGUCACUCCAUGCUGUUUUGUUUUGGAUUUUAUGUUGGGCGCCACGGAGUAGUGCAAAAACCCUGUCCAUAUAAUUUAAUGUUUGAAAAUUAAAUUUACACAAAUGAAAUCUACCCCCGGAGUGCAUACCUUAAGGUUUUAUUUAUCAACUUGCAAAAUCGAAGUCAAUUUCUGCUUAUAUGUAAUGUCGACUUUAUGUAAUCGGUUUUCGGUCAAUGGGGUUUAACGGGAUUUUUAAUUUUCAUGAACCCCAAAAAGUAUGCAAUGAUUAAAGUUAUGAAUGCUCAUGUUAUAAUCCUCGUUAAUAAUGCUCAUGAAAAGUCGAAAAAAUACAGGGUGAGUUGAAAAAACUGCAACCAAAUUCAGACUGC
Musca domestica (house fly) is the source of this 4994-nucleotide messenger RNA. RefSeq names its product protein serrate-like. Gene Ontology annotation, biological process: cell communication; Notch signaling pathway; multicellular organism development. NCBI's taxonomy places the organism in Eukaryota, Metazoa, Arthropoda, Insecta, Diptera, Muscidae. Bases 22 to 4329 code for a protein of 1435 amino acids. Gene Ontology annotation, molecular function: Notch binding; calcium ion binding. Gene Ontology annotation, cellular component: membrane. The record is from RefSeq and is a predicted model, not a curated record. The transcript is spliced from 16 exons.